CCGGGUUCUCCUCCAGUAAUAUCUCAGCUGUCAUGACACGAAUCAGCGCUAUCAAUUUACCGAGCAGACCCUAAAACGCACCGGAGAGCUGCUGGCACGGCGCUAACCGGACAGGUUGUUAGCUGUGAGCAAGAAGAGGCUGGAGACUCGCUAAGAUGUUGAGGGCUGGUGGUAUUUUGAAGUUAGCAGCGCUCGUCUUUGCGUUCCUCCUGGCUGUCUUUCUGGCUUUUCAACUGCUGGAGAUUAAUUUGGAUUUUAAACUUAGCAGUCUGGUUUCAAAAUCGCUGCCAGCGAAUGAAACCCCAACAAAGCCCAUCAGGUACAAGUGUGGGCUGUCCAAGGCAUGCCCGCUCGGACACUUUGCCUUUAAGAUGGCGAGCGGUGCGGCCAGCGUGGUGGGGCCCCGAAUCUGCCUGGAGGACAAGUUACUAAUGAGCGGUGUGAAGAACAAUGUGGGGAGAGGAAUCAACAUCGCCCUGGUGAAUGGGAGAACAGGGGAACUCGUCAAGACAGGGUACUUCGAUAUGUGGGCAGGAGAUGUGGCUCCCUUAAUUAAAUUCCUGAAGGAAAUCGACGACGGGACAGUCGUGAUGAUGGCCUCUUUUGAUGAUCCCUCAACAAAACUCAAUGAUGAAGCCAGGAAGCUGGUUGCUGAUCUGGGCAGCUCAGCUGUCAGUAAUUUGGGCUUCCGAGAUAACUGGAUCUUUGUAGGAGGGAAAGGCAUCAAGACCAAGAGUCCUUUUGAGCAGCAUAUAAAGAACAGCGCAGAGACCAACAAGUUUGAGGGCUGGCCCGAGGUGUUGGAGAUGGAGGGCUGCAUACCACAGAGGCAGGACUGAUCUGAGUCUUCUUUGUGACCGUCGACCACCCAUCUCUCAUCGCGCCCAGUCUGCCGUUUCUGUCCUCUAGAGACUCUUUUUUUUUUUUUUAGAGGUUUCACUUAUUUGGGCGGAGUCAUUUUCCACCUCUCAUUCCAAAGCCUUUUAUUUAAACAUAUCUACCAGAACAAUGUUUCAUCAGAAGAUUUAGCAGGAACGAGGAGCUGCUGCCACACUUAAGCCAGAACAGGAAUGUACAGCUUCUUGCACUUCUCCUCAUACUUACAGUAGAUGCUUUUUGGGGGUCUUGUAAUUUGAUCUAGUUUGUAGAGUACACUGAUUAGAAGGGAUUUAUUUUUGUACUACGGGCUUGCUGUCACACUUCCUACCUUUACGGCCCUGGCGCUUAGCGAGAUAGUGUUGCACUGUUGAUGGAAAUAGAUGUCACAGCCCAGACUUUUUUUUUUUUAGAGGGACACAUAUUUCCAUGACCUGUUUCCUGCCUUAAUUAUCCUAUACAUUUAUUUUUUUUUAAAGACUUUGUGAUUCUUUUUGUUUCUGUCAGAGUUGUUUAUUUUGGGAAAGUUACUAUUAACAGAAUUUGACGAUACUUCUUGUCAUGAUAUUAUAACCAAAUGCACCAAAUUCACUGUGAAAUUUGUAAAUAUUUGUGUAGAGGAGGGUCCAAAUUUGAAAGAUCCUAAUUUAAUGAACAUUGUAAUAUUAAUAUAAUUUGUUAAAAUAAAUGAUAUUGUUAGCAAUGUGCGUGUGUGGGUGGAUUUAAAGUGUCUGGUUGCACGUAGGAGAGGUACACAGUUGUUCCAUUGUGCGUACAAGCGACUGCACUGAUGUGUGGCUUCAUUGACGACAGACCUCAUUCUGUGUUUGUUUAGUUCAUCAUCAUCCCGGUUGUUAAUCAUUGCUCUGUUAAUCUUGCCAGUUUGCCACCACUUUGAAAUAAGUUCUGGCCUGUUAGCUUCUGCACUUUAGCCAGAUGUCAUUCAUCUGUUUGGCUGGAAAACUAAUAUCCACACAUACAUUGUGUUGUCACUUUGUCAGUGUUUGUCACUUACUUAAUGUUAACCACCUGGCAUCAUGUGUUGUUUUCAGUGUACUUUCUCUUUGGAAGCCUUUUUUAUACACUUUAACUACAGAACAUUCCUUUAAAGAAGAAAUGUAUUAAAGUAAAAAAACUAAACCGGUUGUUCGUGUGUUCAACAAAUACCGACUGUUGCUUCUUUGGAAAGCACUUGUUUAAAUAAAGGUGUGAAAAUAG
This is a messenger RNA of Stegastes partitus (bicolor damselfish), 2094 nucleotides long. It is a transcript of the gene fam3c, whose product is annotated as FAM3 metabolism regulating signaling molecule C. The transcript has 10 exons. Bases 156 to 839 code for a protein of 227 amino acids. The record is from RefSeq and is a predicted model, not a curated record. Lineage: Eukaryota; Metazoa; Chordata; Actinopteri; Pomacentridae.